ACGAGUGACACGACGUUCACAGAAUUUCUCAAACUCAAAACUGGAUGAUGAUUGAUGAAUGAAACUGAAUUAAUCCAACCUCAAAAUUAAUAAGUAGCAUUUCAAGUAUCACUAAAUUAAAUAAUAGAAGAAAUAAAAUGACUCUAUACCAUUUCGGGAAUUGCGUAGCACUAAUAUAUGUUCCCUACUAUCUAACAUAUAAGUACGCCGGAUUAUCUGAAUAUGGAGCAUUUUGGAAAUGUGUUCAGGCUGGAGGAAUUUAUAUGUGUACACAAUUAGUCAAAAUGUUAAUACUUGCUACGUUCUUUCCUGAUAAUAUCUUGGAAAGCAACGGAGAUUAUUUUGGGGAGUUCUUGAAGGCAACAGUGGAUCUAGGUGAUUUAAUAGGACUUUACAUUGUUCUCAUGAGAAUUCCUGGUAAAAGUCAUAGCAAGGUUUUAACAGCUGGUAUGGGUUGGGCUAUAGCUGAAGUAAUUUUGACUCGAGCGUUAUUUUUAUGGGUUGGAGCAAGAGGAGCUGAGUUCGACUGGAAAUAUAUCAGAAAAUGUUUAGAAUCCAAUAUAAAUUUAGUGAAUUAUCUUAAUGUAACAACAUUAAUUUGGUUAUGGUCUCGACAUGAUCUGAAAGUCAAUUUAAAACCCUUAAUAACUGCCUUAUUGAUACUUUUAUCUUAUAAAUCUUUGACUAUUGAUAUUUUACUACAGAGUUUGAUGAUGAGUCCAUGGAUAGUAUUAUUUAUUAAAGGAGCAUUCACUCUGUUGAUAGGAUCCUUGACCUUAAUUGUUUAUGCUGCUUUAACAAGAGAUAUGGGAGUUUAUUAAGACUGAAAUUAUAUUAGUUUCCAUUUUCAGUUAUUUAUGUGAAAUAUGAUUUUACAAUUGUUUAUCUUAUAAUUUUGUUAAUUCUUUAAAAUAUAUUGUUCUCAAUAUAA
This is a messenger RNA of Harmonia axyridis, 931 nucleotides long. RefSeq names its product transmembrane protein 147. The coding region runs from base 138 to 821 and encodes 227 amino acids. The transcript has 3 exons. NCBI's taxonomy places the organism in Eukaryota, Metazoa, Arthropoda, Insecta, Coleoptera, Coccinellidae. The record is from RefSeq and is a predicted model, not a curated record.